Dimorphilus gyrociliatus is the source of this 913-nucleotide messenger RNA. NCBI's taxonomy places the organism in Eukaryota, Metazoa, Annelida, Polychaeta, Dinophilidae. The record is from the annotation of a GenBank genome assembly.
AAUGGAAAAUACUACACGAUCAGAAAAUUUGGAUAUACCACAAAUAUCUGAAGAGUCACUGAAAAUUGAAGAAGAGCACAGUGCUGCAAAGAAAAAUUAUUUCAAAGUACAAAUAUUCCUUAACGUACUUAAAGAAGUUAUACGAGAGAAAAAAACAACACAGCCUAAUUUAUACGACCAAAUUGAGAGACAACUCACGUAUGCCAAAGUAAAAAGUUUGUUGCCAUCACAAGGAGAAUGUGGAAAGAGCAUGUAUUCUGAAGGUCUUCUUGGUCUCUCUCGUGAAUCUAUAAUACAAACUACAGACAAAGUUAAAAAUCAAAUUCUUCCACUGGCUUUAGCCGAUAUAGAAACAAAUUUAGCAUCAAAGUUCGAACAUCUAUCAAAAAUACUUCACAUUCCCAGUUCGGAUAGCCACUAUACUCGUAUUAAGAAAAUUGCGAAACAGAAACAGCAAAUUACUGAUAUAGAGAAUGAAAUGAGGGAAAAAUGUGUCCAGCUUAAACUUCUCUUCUUCGAAUAUGUUAAUGGCAUGAGGGAAGCAACGGAAAGUCUCAUAGCAUCUUUAAAUCCAGUUGAUAGGUUGUUACGUUACAGUAAAGAUGAGUUAUCGUUUAUUCGUACAAGAUCUGAGGCGCUUCACUUGAAGAUGAAGCUAACAGAAAUGGAAUUGGUUCUAGAUACCUACAGUAGUCAAUCAAUUGAGGCCUUAAAGUGUAUUUCAUCUCGAUUAAACAAUCAGGUAGAUGCUAGAAGUCAUGAAAUUGAUAAUCUUACAACAAAAAUUCAAGCAUAUGAAAAUGUUGGUGGAGAAUUUGACAGUCUGGUUAAGCAGUAUGUGACCCUUGUUGAAGAUAUGCAAGAUAAGAAAGAUAUGCUUCUUCAAAUGGCUGGUUCUGAAGCGACUGAAUAA